Molecule: messenger RNA, 2708 nt
Organism: Cydia amplana
Lineage: Eukaryota; Metazoa; Arthropoda; Insecta; Lepidoptera; Tortricidae
Exons: 13
Coding region: 136-2670 (844 amino acids)
Cellular component (GO): nucleus
Source: RefSeq, a predicted model, not a curated record
UGGUCGACAACUGCAACAAGUGAAAGCCUUUUACUUAUACUGUAAUGGAAGAAAGUUAUUGAAAAUGUGUGAAAUAAAGUGAUUAAUAACAACUGAUAUUAAAAUAUAUUCAAACUAACCAUUUUGGCUUCCAAAAUGGCUACUAAAUUCUUGAAGAAACGGGAAGUAGCUAAGCUUGUUACUGAAAACAGGCAGCCUUGUGUUUUCUGCAACCAGGAUGUGGACGAUGAAGUGAUUUUCGGCAAAUUAUACUCUUAUGGUGAUAUACAAUGUCAUUACUUCUGUGUGCUGUUAUCCUGCUGCCUGGUGCAAAAGGGCCGGGACACGGAAGGCCUGUUUGGUUUCCUGUACAAGGACAUACUGGCCGAGGUGGAGCGCAGCAAGAAACAUAAAUGCUCGUACUGCGGGCGCGGCGGCGCCAGCCUGGGGUGCUCGGUGGCGGCGUGCCGCAAGCAGUUCCACCUGCCGUGCGGCCGACAGAAGAAUGCUGUCUCGCUCUUCUACGGCAAUUACAAGUCGUUCUGCGAGCUCCACGCUCCGAAGCAGAAGAUAUCAGACGACGUAAUGGCCAAGGCCAAGGAAAGGAUGAAGAUUGAGAAACUAAAGAAGACGGGCAAGAUAUCUGUCAGCGGUGAAGGAAACCAACAGGCCGAGAGUGCUGAAGACCCGGCUAUGGUGUGCGUGAUUUGCUAUGAGCCGGUGCAGGCGUACCCGAGCACGCAGACCUUCUGGCCGCCGUGCUGCGGCCGCGACGCCUGGCUGCACCGCGCCUGUCUCCAGCGAAUGGCACUAAGCGCGGGUAUGCACUACCUGAAGUGCCCGCUGUGCAAUGACAAAGACAACUUCUACGAUGCGGUCUGCGAGCAAGGAUACUAUCUGCCGGACCGGGAUGCAGCUUGGGAGUUGGAGCAGAAUGCAUUCGCUGAGAUAUACCACCGGGACGCGUCGUGCGCUGCGGCGGAGUGCAAGUGCCCCUUCGGCCGGAGCCACGACGACCAAGGCACUUGGGAUAUAAAGCUGUGCCUGCUGUGCGGCAGCUGGGGGUUGCACUCGGGCUGCGGGGCCGCGCGGCGCGCCCUGUGCCCCGCCUGCGCGCCCGCCGCGCGGGACGUGGAGCGCCUCGAGGCGCGCCUCGCCGAAGUGAUGCUGGCGGAGCAGGCGCAGGCGCAGGCGCGCGCGCGCAGCGGGCCCGUCAUGCCGGCGCGCAUGUCGCUGCGCCGCACCAAGGGCGGGAUCCACGCACACAGUGCUUCAAGUUCAUCACAAAGUUUGCCGGCUCACGAAACUCAAAUCAAGACUGAAUCCCGACCCACCAACCGUCUCGACCUGAACCUGAAGACCCCCCGCCGGCCCAAACUCCUCGCCCCGGCCCUCCGGGAGCUGGAGUCCAAGCUCCUCUCCCCGCUCAAGCUCCUCGAGCAGACCUGCCUGGAGGGGGGGGGGGGGGACGUGGUGCUGUCCGGGGAUGUUCUGGAGAGGAUCCGGCUGAGGUUCAGCAAGCCGAGACCGCUCAGUGCGAAGAAGAAGAUUGUCAAUGAGAUCUUGGACGACCUGUUCAAGAAUGUGUUCAAAGAGAGCCACAAGAGCAAAGACCCGCUGAGGGAGUGGAACUCGCCCAAGAAAUCCUGUGACAUCACUACCGACAUGAACCAAGAAGUGAAGGAAUUUAUGGAGCCAACACUUAACACGAAUGAAGAGGUUCAACAAAAUACAGAAGAAAAUUCAAUGAAAGUUGAUGAAGACGGUGAAAAUCAACAUGAAAAUAGAGAAGAAAAAUCUGAUAUACUUGAUGGAAACUCGAGUGACAAAGAAAACAAUAUGAAUCAUAAUAACGAUGAUAAAAGCGAUGGCGAAUCGUCAUCUAGCACCUUCCAAUUGGCUCCAGAAUUUAUAGCUGACGGUGAAGACAGCUUGCCAAUCAUCGACACACCGAAGAAGCUCAAAAUGGUGGACAUUAAACAAGACUCCAUUGAAAUAUCGAAGAAAGAUGAGAUUGUUAACAUAGACGUACUGCAAAUAGGGAGCGACAAGGAAAAGGAGUUUGUGAAAAGCUUAGAUUUGAGUCCUGUUAAGAGUAAGAUGUUUUCGUUCAAAUUCAGUCCGUUGGACAAAGAACCUUUAAACACUGAGGUAGAUAUGGACGUUGAGAGUUUUAAAGACCAGUACCUGAACGAGGUACUGGACAAAAGUGUGAAGCAUUCGAAUGAAGAGAGAAAGAAAGAUGACUUGACUGACAGAAAAUUUAAGAAAAGAAAAUUAGAAAUGAAAGAAGUUAGUAAGAAACGAAAGAGAGACGGUAAACAGAAGGAUGGUGUGAAACAUAAGAGAAUUAAACUGAAAAUAAAAGCAUUAGAUCCGGACAAAGCAGGACAGAAGAGAACCAAGAAGAUGAAGAAAAAAAAAGAACUUGACAAGAAAAUAAGAGAGAAGCAUGUAAGAAUGAAAAUAAAGCUAAGGGAUGGAAAUAAGUCCAAAACUAAGAAAUCCAAGAAAAUUCAGGUGAAGAGUUAUAAACAGUAUGUGUUGAAAUAUUCGCCUUUACGGAGCAGUAACAUUGCUAAACCGGAGACAGAUAUUACUCCAAUGAAGAGGAAAUAUACGAAGAUGGAGAAAUCACCGUCGGACAAGCUAGUUCAGACUUCUAUACAGAGUUUCUUUAAAGUUAAAUAGACUCCGACCACGCUAAAUUUGCACUGAAUUGGCAGUAA